Molecule: messenger RNA, 1035 nt
Organism: Penicillium vulpinum
Lineage: Eukaryota; Fungi; Ascomycota; Eurotiomycetes; Eurotiales; Aspergillaceae
Product: Semialdehyde dehydrogenase NAD-binding
Exons: 4
Coding region: 1-1035 (344 amino acids)
Source: RefSeq, a predicted model, not a curated record
AUGACCAAAUUAUUCAUUACCGGUGCCACAGGCUACAUCGGAGGUGAUUCCCUAGCCACGCUUGUUGCCAAUCAUCCGGAGUUCUCAUAUUCUGCCCUUGUUCGCAGCACCGAGAAGGCUGAACAGGUCAAGGCUCAGUACCCAUUUGUCCGUAUCAUAAUCGGAGACCUAGACGAUUCAGCCUUACUGGAGCGAGAAAGUGCCGCCGCAGACAUCGUGCUGCACACUGCGGAUGCGUCAGACCAUGUGGGAGCCGCAAAGGCCAUUAUUUCUGGUAUUGUAGCUGGUCACACUAAGGAGAACCCAGGCUACUUACUCCAUACCGGGGGAACUGGUAUUCUGACAUGGGAGGAUAGCGACAAGAAAGAAUACGGAAAUAGAAGCGAGCACGUCUAUAAUGACUGGGAUGGAGUGGAUGAAUUACUCAAUCUACCAGAUCAUGCAUUUCAUCGGAAUAUCGACAAGCUCAUCCUCGAGGCUGGAACCAAGCAUACCGAUGUGCUCAAGACGGCACUUGUUUGUCCGCCUACGAUCUACGGCAAGGGUCGAGGUCCAGUAGGCCAAAUUUCGCGCCAGGUAUAUGUAUUAGCAAAAAUGACGCUCCGCCGCCAGAAGGCCCCGAUAAUCGGCGCCGGCCAGUCAAUUUCAAAUCACGUCCACAUCCACGACCUGACUGACGUCUAUGCUCUACUCAUCGACGCGGCAAUUGCAGGCCGAACUGAUGAUGGGCUCUGGGGUCCUAAGGCCUACUACCUUACCGAAAACGGGGAACACUGCUGGGGCGAGCUAGCUCAAGCUACAGCAGAGGUAGCGGUAAAGCUGGGAUACUUACCAGAGGCAAAGACUGAGGCACUUGACCCCAGUAACGCCAAGGAAUAUGCAGGAUAUGAGUCUCUUAGCUGGGGAAUGAACUCUCGUGGUCGCUCACAGCGGGCCCGCGAGAUCCUGGGAUGGAAUCCCUCACGGCCCAGUCUGGUGGAUGAACUACCUGAGAUUAUUCGCGGCGAGUGGCAGCUACUGCAAGACGCUUCUUAA